CUCCUCCCUCCCUCUCCCCCGCCCGCCUCCCCCUCCUCCUCCCGGCGCCCCGGGCCCAGGCGGCGUCAUGAGCAGUCUCUGGGUGCGCGCGGCACUGCGGGGGCUGCUGUGCAGCCCUCUGGACCUGGGUCCGAGCCUGUGCGCGCGCGCCAACUCGGGAGGGUACCCGUGGCCACGGGAGCGGACCCUGGUAGCAGUGAAGCCGGACGGGGUGCAGAGGCGAUUGGUGGGAGACGUGAUCCGGCGCUUUGAGCGGAGGGGCUACAAGCUAGUGGGGAUGAAGAUGCUGCAGGCACCUGAGUGCGUGCUGGCCCAGCACUACAAGGACCUGAGGACGAAGCCCUUCUACCCAGCCCUCAUCAGCUACAUGCGCUCCGGGCCUGUGGUGGCCAUGGUGUGGGAAGGCCCGGAUGUGGUGUGUGCUUCCAGGGCCAUGAUUGGGCACACGGACUCAGCUGCAGCGGCUCCCGGCACCAUCCGGGGGGACUUCAGCAUGCACAUCAGCAGGAAUGUCAUCCAUGCCAGCGAUUCGGUGGAGGGAGCGCAGAGAGAGAUUCAGCUGUGGUUCCAGAGCAGUGAGCUGCUUGACUGGCCAGACCUCCACAGCCCUGCUCAUCCUGCCUGACCUCGAACCCACCGUGACACCUACCUCCGCCUCCUGGAACGGCAGCCACCCAGCCCAGCCCAGGGGCUUCCAGCCAACCUCAGUGCCUUUCUGCACACUCAGCCAGAGCUGUCCCCUGUGCCUCCCCAGCGUGACCCUGUUGACCCCACAGAGGGGACAUUAAAGUUCACGUUCUCUGUA
This is a messenger RNA of Erinaceus europaeus (western European hedgehog), 805 nucleotides long. RefSeq names its product NME/NM23 nucleoside diphosphate kinase 4 (gene NME4). Gene Ontology annotation, molecular function: nucleoside diphosphate kinase activity. The transcript has 5 exons. NCBI's taxonomy places the organism in Eukaryota, Metazoa, Chordata, Mammalia, Eulipotyphla, Erinaceidae. Gene Ontology annotation, biological process: UTP biosynthetic process; CTP biosynthetic process; GTP biosynthetic process. The coding region runs from base 68 to 625 and encodes 185 amino acids. The record is from RefSeq and is a predicted model, not a curated record.